This is a messenger RNA of Clunio marinus, 372 nucleotides long. The record is from the annotation of a GenBank genome assembly. Lineage: Eukaryota; Metazoa; Arthropoda; Insecta; Diptera; Chironomidae.
AUGAACCAACCGCUUACACUCGCUCAAGCCCGUUUAGUAACUGAAAAAAAAGAAGCUUUUGGCAAAAACUUGUUUGAGCUUUCAUCGAAUUGCAAGGUUGAAUGUUGCGAAAGAUUAUCGACAUUUACUCUUGUUAUGCUGAGUCAUUUGCCUGUUGUAAAUCGAUUAAUGUCAAAAGUUUUUCCUAUUUCAGUUAGCAUACCAAAAACACAAUUCAAAAAAGUUUAUAUUCAUAGGGAUUUAAAAGUUUUUCAUCUACAUACAACUAUACCAUUUAUAUGUUCAAAAGUGCUUAUUUAUAAGAAUAUUUAUAAAAGAAAUGAAAUUCGUCAUAAUAAUAAGUUUGAUGAUGUUUUAUGGGAAGAAUUUUAA